This is a messenger RNA of Schistosoma intercalatum, 2344 nucleotides long. The record is from the annotation of a GenBank genome assembly. NCBI's taxonomy places the organism in Eukaryota, Metazoa, Platyhelminthes, Trematoda, Strigeidida, Schistosomatidae.
AUUUUCGACACGCAGUCAAGGUCUCGCGUGUAUUCAUAUGUUCACGCUACUAUGCUUUUAAGGAGUGCUGUUGGCUUUCUUCACGGAUUGCUAUACAAACCUUAUGGAUUCUGGGUUUUAUCACCGGUUUUAAUUAUCUUGGAGAUUUUAUGUGGCUUCAUUAUCAUUGACAAAGUACCAUAUACUGAAAUUGACUGGAUUGCGUAUAUGCAACAAGUGAGCGGAUUUAUAAACGGAACUUUAGACUAUGAUAAGUUGGAAGGUCAAACUGGGCCUUGUGUAUAUCCUGCCGGACAUUUAUAUGUUUAUACAUUCCUGCACUGGCUUUCAGGUGGUGGAUCCCUGAUCAGAAAUGCUCAAUUUGUAUUCCUCGGGCUUUAUAUCACAACAUUGGUACUGAUUUUCAACAUAUACAGAUUAUCAUCCCAGAUCCCUCCUUAUGCCCUCUUUUUUAUGUGCAUUAUGUCUUAUCGUGUGCAUUCAAUAUACCUCUUAAGGGUUUUCAACGACCCGGUGGCCAUGCUCUUCCUUUAUGCCUCUGUCAAUGCACUUCUAUACAACCGUUUUACGGUCGGUAGCAUUUUGUUCAGUCUUGGUGUUUCGGUGAAAAUGAAUAUAUUAUUGUUCCUUCCUGGUUUCCUAAUUGUGUUGGUAUGGCACAAGGGAAUUUUGGAGACAAUAGGUCACCUGUGUGAGUGUUUCAUCGUUCAACUGGCCGUAGGUACACCUUUUCUAUUCCACAAUGCAUGGGCGUACGUUAGCAGUGCAUUUAAUUUCGGUCGUCAAUUUAUGUAUAUAUGGACAGUCAACUGGAGAUUUCUACCAGAAAGUGUAUUUUUGGAUAGGCGAUUUCAUAUGAUUCUACUAAUCUUGCAUUUAUGUAUGUUGUUCGUAUUCUUCUGGAAGUUUAUUCGCUCUCGUGGUGGGAUGAAAAAUUAUUUCUGUAUAUUUGACCCUGAACGUGAUUCAAAGUUGGAUCCUGCAGGUAAUAUCUAGUGCGUCUUGUUUAUCUGGGAAUUUGAAGAUACACAUUCAUGGUUUUUGCAAUAAUUGUGUUUUAAGCACGCUCUUAUUAUGACUAACUGCAUAAUAUUUUAUUGUAGUUGCCUACCGUUCCUAGUUUGGAGGCUUCUUCAUCCUUCUUGUGACUUCUAUAAACAUUAGAUCUAUUCCUCGAGAACUAAGAACCAAAUUUAAAUGAAAAAACACUCAUUCCUAUUUUGUCUUAAUUUUUUACUGGAAUCAGUUGUAAAAAGCUACUAGUUUUUGAAAUAUGAGCUGAUUCUGUAGCUAAAAAUGUGUGUCGUAAUAUAGUUAACUUACUUUUUAUUUCAGUGAAUGUUUCUUACUGCUCAUCAAUCCAAUUGAUAUCAAAGGCUAUCAUUUUUCCUAGCGAUACUCGAUCCGCAUCUACCUGAUAAUCAUCGGGUUAUAUAUUCGAAUACACUCAGCUUCUUUUGGCUAAGGCACCCUUGUUUUAUCACUGACUCAAGAUAUAUUUGACUAACAGAGGCCUAAUAAGGAAAUCGCUUAAUUUGUCUGUUGUGUUUGUCUUUAGAUGGGAUAAGAAGUGAAUGCGAGUGUAACGGCUAUAAUUUUCACUUGAAAAAUACAGAUUCAUGUUUUGAAAUCCUCCAAAUAUUAUGUAGGGUGAGGUUAUAUUAGUUCGAUUUUCAGGUAGAUGGGGGACAUCUCUCUGUUAGGAUUUUCUGGCACUUAGAUUUUAAUCUAGUCAAGAACUGUCAAUAUUUAUUGUCUCUUUUUUCCUCGGUUUUGAUUCUUUUGAUUAAAAUCCAGCUGUUCUAUAUCCUAUGUUCGUAUGCAAUUUUGUUGGUAUUGUUAUCAGCCGUUCGUUGCAUUACCAAUUCUACGUUUGGUAUUUUCAUACAAUUCCAUAUUUAUUGUGGUGUGUUAGACGUUUUUCCACUCCUGUGAAGCUAUUAAUUCUUGGUCUUAUUGAAAUCAGUUGGAACACCUAUCCAUCAACAAUUUUGAGUAGUGGUUUACUAAAUUUAUGCCACUUAGCGUUGCUAGUUGGAUUAAUUAUGGAAUUAGUGCCAAUUAGAUUAGCAUCACUACAUGUCAAAAAAGAAGUUGUAAAUAACUCCGUCAGUACUCCUUCAAAAAGUCAACCACGCAAAAAAGCUUCCAAAAAAUCAUGGACUGGUGGGAAGUACAAACAAGCCUAAAAUGUUUCAUUUUGGGGAGGAGAAAUUGUAAAUUCUUAGUACGCUUCUUUUUGUCGACCAAAUAUGCCAAAGGUGUACGGUCAAUUGACACUGAAACUGUGCAUGUGAUUGUGUAAAAUAAUGUAGCUUUUUUGCAAAUAAAUCCUGAUAAUUUU